AUGGGUUAUCCAUACUAUUCCCCUCCACCACCUUCGCUGCGUCCGCCGCCGCCGCCACCAACUUCAAAGCCUCCGCCGCCAACUUACCCACCUUCUUCCCCAACUAGCCCAGCCCAAGAACCUUCUCCCCAAAAUCCAAAACCACCAUAUACUUCUCCACCAAGCAACACUCCUACUGCAGUUCCACCAACUCCUAGUGGGCUCGCACCGGUGCCAUCUCCGAGCAAACCAACUCCGCCUAAACCCUCUCCACCAAGCCAUACUCCUAGUACAACUCCACCACCGCAACCAACUCCUAAUGGACCAGCACUGGUGCCAUCUCCGAGCAAACCAACUCCACCUGAACCCUAUCCACCAACCCGUACUCCUAGUCCACCUCCACCGCAGCAACCAGCACCUAGUGGACCAACACCGGUGCCCUCUCCGAGCAAACCAACUCCACCCGAACCCUAUCCACCAAGCCAUACUCCUAGCCCACCUCCACCACAGCAACCAAUUACUCCUAGUGGACAAGCACCGGUGCCCUCUCCGAGCAAACCAACUCCACCUGAACCCUAUCCACCAAGCCUUACUCCUAGUCCACCUCCACCACCAAAUACUUAUCCCGUAUCACCACCAUAUGCUUCACGUCCACUACCACCAACAUUUCCCGGUUACUCUCCACCUGGUUAUGGUUUAACGCCACCAAUAUAUAACUCAGUGCCGCCUUCAUCAAAUGUAGUGACACCACCACCACCAGGAAACAACCACACGACUAUAAUCGUUGUGUGUGCCACACUUGGUGGCGCGUUCUUUCUUGCAUUCCUUUUAGUUGGUCUUAUUUGUUUGGCAAAAAAGAAAAAAAAGCUACUUCUGAUUCCGCCUGCAGUUUGUAUAGAAGAACACGAAGAGAUUCAUGAAGCAAUCGCAACAGGACCAAGCAGAGAAGAAACUGUUACGGUGUCAAUUGAAGAUGAUGUACAAAUUCAUCAAGUUGGAGCUCGUUGA
Mercurialis annua (annual mercury) is the source of this 987-nucleotide messenger RNA. RefSeq names its product extensin-like. The transcript has a single exon. Gene Ontology annotation, biological process: plant-type secondary cell wall biogenesis. NCBI's taxonomy places the organism in Eukaryota, Viridiplantae, Streptophyta, Magnoliopsida, Malpighiales, Euphorbiaceae. The record is from RefSeq and is a predicted model, not a curated record. Bases 1 to 987 code for a protein of 328 amino acids.